AUGGUACCACGUCGAGGACCGUUGACCUUUGUCUCAAGCGGUAAAAAGGAUUGGGUGAAUCCUUUAAUUUCACCUGGUGGAAAAAGGAACUUUGCCAAAGGGACCUUCUCAAUUGGGAGACAAAUGAGCAUAGACUUUCUUAGCGGCUCUCUGAAGUCCCUUACCUACCGAUCAGUGAUGCACAUAGAGAAAGAUGUUCUGUACUUCUGUCCGCAAGUGGCAAAAACUGAUCACCUGAAGCUUGUGGGCCCUGUUAUACUGAAUGGGAUUCUGAAGUUACUUGAUAAUUAUUCAAGUUUAGAAUCAGAUGCUAUUGCUAGGGACAUCAAAACAUUUUCUUUUCAAGCAAUUGGAUUACUUGCGCAGCGUCUGCCCCAUCUCUUUAGGGACAAGAUUGAUAUGGCUGUUCGUCUUUUUGAUGCAUUGAAAGCUGAGGCGGAAUCUCUUCGUUUCGUUAUCCAAGAAGCAACCAGUUCUCUUGCUGCUGCAUACAAGACCACUUUUGUGCCACUAGCAGCUGUUGCAACCACCGUUAUUGCUGUUGCCACCAAUACUGCCAUUUGCUUUGCUGUACUGUUCUCAUCACCACUGAUACAAAUGGUUUUGUGGGGUGCUGGGUAUAAGCAGAUGAGGAAAAAGUGCAGUGGUUUGCUGUCCAUGCAGGCAGAGCAAGGAUGCUGUAUUACAGAGGACUUCAUUGCCCAAGUCGAUUUAUAUGUAUGCUUGGAGUAG
This is a messenger RNA of Dovyalis caffra, 732 nucleotides long. The record is from the annotation of a GenBank genome assembly. Lineage: Eukaryota; Viridiplantae; Streptophyta; Magnoliopsida; Malpighiales; Salicaceae.